Messenger RNA from Haliaeetus leucocephalus (bald eagle), 4581 nucleotides. It is a transcript of the gene PRKAA1, whose product is annotated as protein kinase, AMP-activated, alpha 1 catalytic subunit. Gene Ontology annotation, biological process: protein phosphorylation; intracellular signal transduction. Gene Ontology annotation, molecular function: AMP-activated protein kinase activity; ATP binding; protein binding. Gene Ontology annotation, cellular component: cytoplasm. The coding region runs from base 2063 to 2884 and encodes 273 amino acids. Lineage: Eukaryota; Metazoa; Chordata; Aves; Accipitriformes; Accipitridae. The record is from RefSeq and is a predicted model, not a curated record. The transcript is spliced from 5 exons.
GAAGAUGGGCUUAUUUCUUUCAUAGCAAUAAGCAUGCCUAAAUCAUAGUCAGAUGCUUCCAAUUAUAAUCAAGUUAAAUUAACUAAGAGGCUGAAAAAGCUAGCCACAGAAUACAACUUGCACAGGGAUUAAAAUGAUUGUGGGCAGUUAAAGUGUAUUAUUUUGAAGCUGGAGUGAAUUCUGAUUGUCUGCUGUCCAAUAGCAUAAUACAGGUACAGGAAAUCACAUGCCCUUGGGGCAGUGUUCAUAACCUUUUACAUUGAGCGCACAUUAGGCUGCAUAUAACAUUUAAGUUAGACGGACCUUGUUUUUUUCACUGGUAAUACGUACAUCUGAUGCACUGUAAGUAAAUGUACACUUACUAGUUCAGUGACCUAAAUAUGACUUGUUGGUCACCACCUACAGUUGUGCCUCAGUUGGUCAGAACUAUCAACAUCUGUCUUCUAACAGUAAUGUGUUAAACCUGCUGUGUUUCUUCCCCCUUACUUGACAGUAAAUGGUAAAGAAUAGUUUAAUGUGUUACAAGGUACUACUUUUAACAACUGAUAAAUUUGAUUAAAUGCGUACAAAUCCAACCAGUUGGAAAUGCAUGUUAGGUGCUCAGUAACGCAGUAACGGUGAAAUUCUGUGGGCUGUGACUAGAACAACUGAGUCCACAACAAUGGCGAGAGACUUAAUGCUGAGAAGACUUGGCACUCCGUGGGCUAAAAUGAAAUAUUGCUCUGUGAAGGAGAACUGUUGGCAAGCUCCAGAUCUGUGCGUAGACUUUAGUGUGGUAGCAGCACAGCAGAUCCCCACUGCUACUGCAGGCUGAGGAUCCUUUUCCUUAGAAACAUGUGCAUGUAGUUAAGAGCACAGCCUAAGGGCUGUUGCACGCUAUUCCAGAAUCUGAAAUUGACAGUUUUUAAAAAUACAUGUUAAUACUUUGAUACAGCUGUUUAUCACGUUAACUUAGCAUAUACUAUGUAGAAUUCACUUUGCAGUUGAAACUACCUGUAUAGGUUAGGUUUUCUGAGGCCACCUUUAUAGCAAACUUUGCUAUUUAAAUUAAUUGUGAAAUUAAAUAGUCCAACUUUUCAGCUGAACGUUGAAAACUGAUCACGACAACUUGAGUGCUAAUAUUCAAAAAGUUUUCAACAGUAGAUUGCAAUUACCAAUAACAUAAAUCCUUCUGCAUUUAUGUUUUUUGCAAUGUUUCAGGAAGAAAACGGAACCUUGUAUCUUAAAAUCACAGCUAGCACUUGCAUAAAAACAUUUACUUGCAAAUUGGAUAUCAUUAGCCACAGUUCCAUUUUCAUCUAGCAGUAAUAGGCAUAAACAGUAAACUAGAUGUCAUAAAAUGUUUAGUUUUGCAUUCAAGAAUUAAUGUUUUCUUCAAAAUAAACUUAAUGACCUAUUCAGUUUCAAAGGUUGCUCUCCCAGGGAGAGACUGGAAGUCAAGACAUUACUAUGAACAGUGAAAGCUGGACUCUUAAAAUGGAUGGGGAUUCUUGCCAAUGACUGAGAUUUCAUCCAUGGAAAACUGCUAGUUACAAAUGUAAGAACAGUUUAAUCCAGGCCAGCUGGCUUCAGUCCAGAAAUUCAUCUGUUACAAACAUGCACAGAAUCUGAAGGAAACAAAGCUGCUUUAAGUCCCAGAACUGCUGUAACUGUGUCCUGAGCUGGGCGAUUGUGUGGUCUGUCUAGUAUGUAGGUACAAGUUACAACUUCAGUUCUUUAUCCUCAAGUGUCAUGCACGGUCCCUGUAAUGCAAGGUGGAAGAUUUUCCUUAGAUAAACCUUUCGGUUUAAAUUCCUGAGAUUGAGAAGUCAACGUGAGGGACCAGCUGCAAAUCCUACAUUUAAGUCCUGUUUUGAGUCUUGCUAAGAAUUGGUUCUGAUGUACUGAAUAAAUCAGUGUGUUCAUUUUUGUUACCCUUUUAUUUUGAAAUUGUUAAAUAUUGCACUUGUACACAUAGAACAAACACACAGCUUUUUUAACUGUGGUAAUUCCUCAUCUGCAGUUGGUUUGGGAUCACUCUUGCGUAUGUUAAACCAAGUAUAAAUGAUGUCGUCUCCUUGUAAUGCUGAUCGCAAAUGCAAGGUGUCAGGUUCUCCAGAUGGCUUCUUUUGGGUGGAAGAGAAAGAUUGGUGAGAAAGUUUCAAAAGCUACUUCUCAGCAAUUUGAAGCAGAAGCUGCAGAUGACAAGGAUCUGGCUGAUGAUGAUGCUGCUAACUGGGUGCAUGCAACCAAGAGAAGAAAGAAAAUUCUUGUCGAAGACUGUGUAAAGAAAAGUAAGGAGCUGAAGGAUGAAGGUGCAAAUUUGGCAGAAAAGAGGAGGUACCGAGAGGCUAUUCAAAAGUGGGAUAAAGCACUUCAAUUAACUCCAGAGGAUGCUACGCUUUAUGAGAUGAAAUCACAGGUCCUGAUGUCUUUACAUGAAAUGUUCCCAGCAGUGCAUGCAGCAGAAAUGGCUGUCCAGAGAAACCCACGUUCCUGGGAUGCCUGGCAGACUUUGGGACGUGCCCAGCUUGGAUUAGGAGAGAUAGCACUGGCAAUCCGAAGUUUCCAGGUAUCCUUACACAUCUUUCCAAUGAACCCUGAAGUAUGGAAAGAGGACCUUUCCUGGGCAAGAAAACUACAUGAACAGCAGAAGGCAACAAAGACUGAGGCAGUGCAGGCACUGGCAAAAGAAAAAGAGCUUUCACAAGAAUCAAUUCCAGACUAUGACUUUGAAAGUGAUGAAAUUGUGGCAGUCUGUGCUGCUAUUGCAGAGAAGGAGAAAGCUCUUUCAGCAGCUAAAACGGUAGUGAUUGUGUCUGCUUCAGGCACAGUAGAGACUGUUACUGAGAGGGAGAAUUGUCCUACAGCUCCUGAUGAAACCCUUUUCAUCAGAGCCCGAUAGGGCAGCCUUAUGGGUUACCAUACUGGUUUAAGAAGUUAUGUUAUUUAUUGUAUUGGGCUUGCUUUGGUUUUGUUUUUCAAGCAGUGGGAGAGCCUACAAAAGUUAAAGAAUAGAAGUUAUUUUUCUUUUGUAAAUUGAAAAAGCAAUGACCGGAGUUGUUCCUUCCAUAUGUUUGGAGAAGAAAGCCAAGACUGGAUUCUAAAAAUCUUACGAACAAAUGUAAUAUUAAAAUGCUUAACUACAUUUAAUCUUUGUUUUUCAUAAUUUUACAAGUUAAUGUCUACAUUUUCCCAGUAAUAAGCUUUUAUUUAAACUGCAAAAAAAGGUAUUUUUUUAAAAUCUAUUCCAACCUGUAUGCAUUAACAUUAUUUUUCUUCCGUUUAAAGUCUGAACUGUUCUCUGUUAUCAGAAGUCUUUAGUUUCAUUAAGAAUACGUUUUUUAUGAGGAAGUUUCCUAUGAAGAAGAGAUGGAUUAUUAUUUUGCUUCUGUGUCUGUAAGAUAGAUCUGGCAUCUGAUUUGUAGUCAGAUGAUAUCAGUAGAAACCUUUAUGUUGCUUUCAUAGGUGAAUGAGUUAAAUGCUUUCUGAUUAGAUGAAAGGAAAUGCUAUACAAAAAAAGUCCCUGAAUGCUUAGUUAUUACUAAAUGUUUCACUAGAAGAAAGAACAUUCAGCUGAGACUGAAACUAGCCUUUCCUUAUCUUGAGUGCUGUGCUACACUCAUCACCAAAAGUGAAAUGGUGGGAUUUAAAAUAGGUAUGUCUGAAGUGUAUUAUGUUUAGCCCUUUCUUUCAUAGUGAGGCUAAUCUGAUAAAGGGAGUCAAUUUGUUUUCCCGAUUUCUUGUGACCUGCCAUUUAAAGUAUGUUCUCAGUGAACCAGUUUUUCAGGACAGCAUUGCCUGAGUCUCCCUUUUUAUCCUCUUUGGAUUUUGGAUGCUGUGGUGGGUAUUCACACUGUAUCAACUUAGAGGCAUAAUGUAGGAGAUUUGUUUAAUGUUCAUCUUUCUUUAGGGGAAGGUGGCCGUUGGUUUUCACACAGGCAGUUCAGAGAAACAAAAUCAGGCUGUUUCUUUGAUUUGCUCUGUGCUGAGACUGCUCUUUUUCAUUGUCUUGAAGAAUGGUAGAGAUGGUCACCUCCUAAGAGGAAUGGAAAAAAAGGUCAACUGAGGAAUUCCUGGAGAAUUCAGGAUUGGGAACACAUCAUUUCUACUUGAUUUUGAUAGUAUUUUGCAUGAUAAAAACAUUUGAAUAAUAGUUUUGUAGACAAGUGAAACCUUUUGAAAUAAGUCAUCUUUGCAUUUUUCAUAUCUGCUUUCUAUUUUCAGAAUAACACAUUUUAAAAGGAAGUAAUGUUGCCUGAGAAGCAUAGUGAUUUUUCCAGUAGAAAGUGUAUUGUAGAAAAAUUAUUUAUCUCGGAUCAUGCUUUCAGUUGAAUAUCUUUAUUUAAGAGGACACUUACAGUCUUUGCAGAAAUUAUCCCUUUCAAAAACUUAAUUGCCAUGUUGUACUUACUAAAUUUUCGUUACUUUUUGCAAGGUUCUUCCUGAAUAUAUUUCUGUAUAUAUGUGAAUUUUUGGAUCGGUUCUUGCACCUGUACGCACAAAAAAUUUUACACUUUUUAACAUCUCCUGACUAUUCAAAAUAAUUACAGCAACUAAAAUAUACUAAGCAAUUUAAAACAUCACCAUGCUACAUUUUUA